This is a messenger RNA of Gossypium raimondii (Peruvian cotton), 1442 nucleotides long. Its product is annotated as WAT1-related protein At4g08300. NCBI's taxonomy places the organism in Eukaryota, Viridiplantae, Streptophyta, Magnoliopsida, Malvales, Malvaceae. Gene Ontology annotation, cellular component: plasma membrane. The record is from RefSeq and is a predicted model, not a curated record. The coding region runs from base 57 to 1220 and encodes 387 amino acids. Gene Ontology annotation, molecular function: transmembrane transporter activity. The transcript is spliced from 7 exons.
CAUGAAGUUGGCAGCCUAAGAGCAAAGUAGAGAGAGAGGUAAUAGAAAUAAAACCAAUGGGAGGCCGAUCGCCAUUUGCAGCUUUGUUUAAUGGGUUGAACACAAUGAAACCAUACCUUGCAAUGGUCUCCCUGCAGUUUGGAUAUGCAGGGAUGUACAUAGUCUCCAUGGUUUGUUUGAAGCAUGGAAUGAGCAAUUUCAUCCUCGCCACGUACCGACAUGUCGUCGCCACCAUUGUCAUUGCACCCUUUGCCAUUGUUCUCGAAAGGAAAAUAAGGCCAAAGAUGACCCUCCCUGUCUUCCUCAGGAUUGUAGCUCUUGGUUUCCUAGAGCCAGUGCUUGACCAAAACUUUUACUAUCUGGGGAUGAAGUUAACAACAGCAACAUUUUCAUCAGCUUUUGUCAACAUGCUUCCUGCUGUUACCUUCAUAUUGGCAAUGAUUUUCAGGUUAGAGAAGGUCAAUGUGAAGAAAAUAAGAAGUUUAGCAAAGAUCAUUGGAACAGCAAUUACAGUCAUAGGAGCAAUGGUGAUGACUUUAUACAAAGGUCCCAUUAUUGACUUCAUCAAGUCAGGGGGAGCUGUUCACCAAGGAACCGCCACCAAAUCCGAAGAUAAACAUUGGGUUACUGGCACAAUACUUCUUCUUGGAAGCAUCUGCAGCUGGGCAGGCUUCUUUAUAUUGCAAUCCUUCACGUUGAAGAAGUACCCUGCAGAGCUAUCCCUUACAGCAUGGAUAUGUUUCAUGGGGAUGAUUGAAGAUGCAAUUGUGUCACUCAUUAUGGUUCGCGACCUAAGUGCGUGGAAACUCGGGUGGGACUCGAGGCUACUUGCCGCAUCCUACUCUGGGAUAGUGAACUCCGGGAUUGCGUAUUACGUGCAAGGAGUCGUGAUCAGGCAACGAGGGCCGGUUUUCGUAACAUCUUUCAGUCCUCUAUGCAUGAUCAUCACUGCAAUACUAGGGGCAAUUAUUUUAGCAGAAAAAAUCCACCUUGGAAGCAUUCUUGGAGCUAUUAUCAUAGUCACAGGCCUCUACACAGUGGUGUGGGGUAAAAGCAAAGAUGGGGAAAACUCGGAAACAGAUGUGAAAUGCAAUGGCCUGCAGGAAUUGCCUAUCACAGGCAAUGCUAAAUCAAUCACUGAUGAUGAUGAUGAUAUUAAUGGACCUACCAAAAUUGUUACUAUUCCAGUUUCAAACACCCCCUUCACUCAAGGAACAUAAAAAAUAUUCCCUUCCAGGUGUUUGAUUAAAUUCCUAGCAGAGUUGUUCUUCCCCCAACCAAUAAAAAAAAAAUUAAAAAUCACUAUGUAACCAUCCCUUCCCCUCUCUAUCUCUCUAAGCUGCUCUGCAUCUAAUGUAAUUUAGCUAAUUAUGUUUUGAUUGUACUCUUGAGGCUUCUGAACUUGGUGCAGUAAAAAUUAAAAACCACGAGUGGUUUGCCUA